This is a messenger RNA of Wyeomyia smithii (pitcher-plant mosquito), 1048 nucleotides long. RefSeq lists its product as uncharacterized. Bases 656 to 1033 code for a protein of 125 amino acids. The transcript is spliced from 2 exons. The record is from RefSeq and is a predicted model, not a curated record. Lineage: Eukaryota; Metazoa; Arthropoda; Insecta; Diptera; Culicidae.
AGCCGACCUAGCAAGAACACCGAAAAUUUCCAUACCGCGCGCCGUUCUAGCGCUCUUACGGUUGUGUCUUACCAACAGCGUUGCCAGGUCAUUUUUUUAAAAAUCUGGAAAAGGCAAAAUAAAAAUCUGGAAAAAAUCUGGCAGUCAUUUCGUGGGGUGAAAGGUUAAUUUUUCGGAUAAAAGUCUUGGGGUACGCAAAAUUUGAGGUGACAAAAUUGCAAAAUUUCGCGCCAAAAUUCAAGUGAUGACCUUUUUCGGAACAGAGAAAAUAAAAUCUGGAUAAAAUCUGGAUCUACCAUGAAAAAUCUGGAUAAUUGGACAUCAAAGCUGUUUACCUGGAUACAUGUUCAAAAAUCUGGAUAAUCCAGCUAAAUCUGGAUACCUGGCAACGCUGCUUACCAAUAUCGAGAUCAACCUUUAAACAACUCACGAGGACGUGACAAAUCGGCGGCGCGAACCAUCUGCGGGAAAAUGUCCACUGUGUGAAGUUGUAACAGUUACCUGCUGGAGAAGAGAUAAAAAGGGGAAAGUUUGCUUUGGAAAAGAGUGUGGGUAAAAUUCGGUGGCUUCCAGGGCAAUGUACUUAAAUCAGUAAUAACGUUGAUUUGUAGAAGAUUGCUUUCGGUGAUCUGUGGGCAAAAUCAAUCGGAUAAACAUGACGGUGAGAGUGAUCAAUACAGUGCAGUUUAUAGCGGGCAAUUCAGCUCAGGACUUGUUGGCGAAUAAUAUAAAGUCUUCAAAGGGUAAAGCGAUCAUCAACGAUGUCAACAAUAACGAAACAGUUCUCGGCGAUGACCGGAGCAUCACCGAGCAGGACAUCAACGCCUACCUGGAGCACUACAACAAGUGGAAGCAAACCGGAUGGGGCCACUGGUUGACCUAUAUCCUUCGGCAGUAUUUCGGCUAUGAAUUCGACGCGGAAAUCAAGUGGAACAAUGUGCUGAUGAUCGGAGUGUUUCACGUGAUCGCGAUAUAUGCCUUCGCGAAGUACGUGUUGCAGGCGACCCUCGUUACAUACAUCUGGGGUGAGUAGAGUCUGUUUUAUAAC